AUGUCUACUCAACAGGAAGAAUUGAUGAAGAAGCUAGAAACAUUCAUGGUCCAGCAAACUCAGAGUACCCUUGAACUGAAGGGGGCAGUCGAAGCCUUGCAGGCCAAGCAUGCGGCGCUGGAAGAGAGUUUAUCACAGUCCCAAAACAAGGUCAACAAACAAGGGUCUGAAGCAAGCGAGGAAGAAAAAAAGAUGGACCAACAAUUUGAAGAUAGCAGCGAGCUAGGCCGAGGAAGGAGCAAGGGCAUCGUCACCGGCAACGCACCAGGAGGCAAGAUGACGAGUUCCUUCACGGUGUUAGGUCGAGGCAGGGGGUCGUUUGGAUCAAACCCCUUGGGAAGAGGACGAGGAGUAGGGAAGGGGUCUGAUUCUUGGCGCAAUGCAGACCCACAAUCAUUCAAACACCGCUAG
Lactuca virosa is the source of this 411-nucleotide messenger RNA. The record is from the annotation of a GenBank genome assembly. Lineage: Eukaryota; Viridiplantae; Streptophyta; Magnoliopsida; Asterales; Asteraceae.